This is a messenger RNA of Cavia porcellus (domestic guinea pig), 3154 nucleotides long. RefSeq names its product POU class 1 homeobox 1 (gene Pou1f1). NCBI's taxonomy places the organism in Eukaryota, Metazoa, Chordata, Mammalia, Rodentia, Caviidae. The transcript is spliced from 6 exons. Gene Ontology annotation, biological process: regulation of transcription by RNA polymerase II. The record is from RefSeq and is a predicted model, not a curated record. Bases 98 to 973 code for a protein of 291 amino acids. Gene Ontology annotation, molecular function: DNA-binding transcription factor activity, RNA polymerase II-specific; RNA polymerase II cis-regulatory region sequence-specific DNA binding.
UAUGCAGGUAAAAAGAAUUGAAUUAGCCCUGCAACAGGUAAUACAGUAAAACUGAUUUGGGGCGCAGCAGUUCUUACUUUUCUACUCGUGUGUGGGAAUGAGUUGCCAAUCUUUUACUUCGGCUGAGACCUUUAUACCUCUGAAUUCUGACGCUUCUGCAACUCUGCCCCUGAUAAUGCAUCACAGCGCUGCUGAGUGCUUACCUGUCUCCAACCACGCCACCAAUGUGAUGUCUACAGCAACAGGACUACAUUAUUCUGUUCCUUCUUGCCAUUAUGGAAACCAGCCAUCAACCUACGGAGUGAUGGCAGGCAGUUUAACCCCGUGUCUUUACAAGUUUCCUGAGCACACCUUGAGCCAUGGAUUUCCCCCCCUCCACCAGCCUCUGCUGGCAGAAGACCCUAUGGCCUCUGAAUUCAAGCAGGAACUCAGGCGGAAAAGCAAAUUGGUUGAAGAGCCAGUAGACAUGGAUUCUCCGGAAAUCCGAGAACUUGAAAAGUUUGCCAAUGAAUUUAAAAUGAGAAGAAUCAAGUUAGGAUACACCCAGACAAACGUUGGCGAAGCCCUGGCAGCAGUUCAUGGCUCUGAGUUCAGUCAAACAACGAUCUGCCGAUUUGAAAACCUGCAGCUCAGCUUUAAAAACGCGUGCAAGCUGAAAGCAAUACUGUCCAAAUGGCUGGAGGAAGCCGAGCAAGUAGGAGCUUUGUACAAUGAAAAAGUGGGAGCCAAUGAAAGGAAAAGGAAACGCAGAACCACUAUCAGUAUCUCUGCUAAAGAUGCUCUGGAGAGACACUUCGGAGAGCAGAAUAAACCAUCCUCCCAAGAGAUCAUGCGGAUGGCUGAAGAGCUGAACCUUGAAAAAGAAGUAGUAAGAGUUUGGUUUUGCAACCGAAGGCAGAGAGAAAAACGGGUGAAAACAAGUUUGAAUCAAAGUCUGUUUUCUAUUUCUAAGGAGCAUCUUGAGUGCAGAUAAGAUUUUCCAUCACAUAAUAGCCACUUUCCCCCCUCGUUUUCCUUUUCUCCCACAGCAAAAUCAGAGAUAUUACUUGGCUGGAUUAAAAUAUUUAUAUUUCAUACCAAUAACUUCUAGUAUAACACUAUUUUUAUUAAAAAAAUUCCAAGUUCAAAUUAUAUUAUUUUAUAAGUAAUUAUUCCGAAAAGCCAGGGUGCAUAUUGUAAACCAAAGAUAUUAAAUGGAGAGAAGCAGAGCACAUCCUUCCCCUCCGUCUACUUCUCUGUCUUCAGACACACAAACAUGAGUAUACACAUGGAUCUUUUAGUUUGAAACUCCAUUUCUAAGGUAGACUUCUAAAUCUUUUAACCAGUGAUGUAAUGUACUUAAAGAAUAAAACCUGGGAAGAGCCGAUCAGAAAUUCAUUUAUGUUCUGCCCAUCAGCAGCCCUAGAAGUUCGCUUGGAUUAAAGUUUUGAACUCCAGGAGGUCACAGGUGUUUUAGAAUUUUCUCAGAGUUAAUACAUUUUAAUCAGAGUUAAUACAUUUGAAGGUACUAUUUAAGGCACAGAGCCCGGAAUAGUAGUUCGAGAUUUGCAAAAACUUUUCUGUAUAACCUGUAUAUUCUUAAUUAUUAGCUUUUUGAUGUUUAGCUAUAGAACAUACAUAGGUUGGAAGUACAGCUCAAGUUUUUGACUGCUUACUAGCUGAUACCAGGCUGUGGGAUAGAUCACUACUAAAAUAUAAGAUAGAUAGAUAGAUAGAUAGAUAGAUAGAUAGAUAGAUAGAUAGAUAGAGUUUAAUAAUUCAUGUGCCCUAAACUAUUAGUCCCGGUACCGAUAAAAAGGAAAAAGAAAAAAAAAAAAAAGAAGUUGCAACAAAGGAUGAAAAACAACUGGAUUGUCCGUUAUUUCUAAAAGUUGUGGGAAAUUUCCACUCACUCUCUUUCUUUUAGCAACCUCCUGCCAUUUGAAUGCAAAUGUUAAGAAAAUCCUACUACCAAAAAAAAAAAAAAGACAAUAGGGAAAGCAACUUUAAAAAAAAUUCUCUUAGGUUGCCUAUAUUUUCUAUUAUUAACUACUACUUCUAUUACUUCUUAUUAAGUGUUCAAAAAGAACUUUUACUUCUACUAAAGAGUAACAACACAAAUUUAAGUGAAUUAUAAAUCUGCCAUCUAGAGCAUUUUAGGAAUGUAGCCAAAUCACAUGACUCUACUUUCUCUCCAGUCCAGAAGUCUUCUGUGGUAUCCAGCUUUGACUGAAACAGUAAUGACAAAGACGUACACAUUUAAAAGUAAAACUUAAACUCCACUACAGAAAUUAUCAAAUUAACUAAGAAAACCAACACUUCUUAUGCUUAUUUAAUUUUCAAACAUCAGCAAUGUACCAUUGCUAAGUCCUAAAAAAGAAAUUUUUGUUGUUGUCAUUAAAUGUAAGUAGCAGAGUGAUACAAUUUUACUUUUAAGAAUACAAUAAAGGUUGCUCUUUUGGAAAUCAGCAAGUAUAUCUAAACACUAAAUUUAGCAGAAGCCAAAAAGAGUAAAAGACAAGGGAAAAAAAAACAGUAAUAAAUCUUUAUUGAGAUUUUUAACAAAAUAAUUUUUUAAAAACCCACAUGUAAACAAGAAAGUAAAUACAGUUAGAUGGCAUUAUUAUGUACAUCCAAGAAUUGAAACAUGUUCAAGUUAAUAUUCUAUAAUCCAGUACAAUAUUUUCAUUCAUCACUGCUCAGGGCAAUUAGGAAUUAUUUAAGACUAUCAAUAAUGAAUCCUAAUUUUUAAAGAUAAAGUGAUCUAUGAAUUCUUAACUAAAUGUCUUAGGCUGGGGAUAUAGCUCAGUGCAUAGCACCUGCUUGGCAAGUGCAAGGUCCUGAGUUCAAUUCCUGGUACAAAACAAAAACAAAAACAAAAACAAACUAAAUAGCUUAGUUUUUUUUACCCAAUUUAUAUGUUACAUGUAAACUUGUUCUAAAACAUACUUAACUUUGUCAAUAUUAGUCCAAAAUGCCCACCAUUUCAAAUUAACUAGGUUACAUAUAUUUAAUCUCCUCCAAGAUUUUUAUGAUAGACUGUUUUAGAACUUAUGUGUCACAAGUGUCAUCUUUCAAAGCUAACCUAAUUCUAAAUUCUAUUUCUAUCUAAUGUAGCACUCCAUUUUCCUUCUGCCCUCUCUAUACAUAAAUAUCAUGACAAUGUUAGCUAAAA